Molecule: messenger RNA, 1067 nt
Organism: Medicago truncatula (barrel medic)
Lineage: Eukaryota; Viridiplantae; Streptophyta; Magnoliopsida; Fabales; Fabaceae
Exons: 2
Coding region: 261-959 (232 amino acids)
Molecular function (GO): S-adenosylmethionine-dependent methyltransferase activity
Source: RefSeq, a predicted model, not a curated record
CGAUCCAAUUAUCUUUCCAAAUUUUCUCUCACAUUCACGCCAACCUUUAUUUCAUUUCAUUUCACUCGUUCUUCUUCCUUUUCCCACGAGAAUCAGCUGAUUUGUUAUUUAGGUGAAAAAAGUGGCUGGUGAAUCAAGUCAUUUUUGUGCAGAAUACACUGUCAGUGUAAAAGGUCCUUUUACACGCUCAACAAAUCGAAUAAGAGAAGAGAAAUGUGGAUAGAUCAUGAAUAAAUAAACAAUCCAUCAGAAACUUCGUAAUGGAGAAAGAAAUUGACACAUUCCUUAGAAAACUUUCCAUAGCCUCUAUAGCCAUAGCUUCAGUAACACUCAUAUCUCUAUUCCUUAUCACCCCCGAUACAUGCGUUCCACCCGAAGCGCCGUUAAAACCCCACUUCCGCUUCCCUAAAUCCACCUGCGACUUCACCUCCUCCCGCCCCAGCCUCCCCUCCGACAAGAAAAACAACCGUCUCUGGUCCUCACGCGACUGGAACAACAAACUCCGAUCAUUUUCCCUUAUUUUCCUCUCAAUUCGCGAUAUUGGUCUUCUGCCUAACAAUACUAAAGUCCUCUGCAUUUCCGCGGGUGCCGGUCAUGAAGUGUCUGCGUUACAGCGUCUUGGCGUGGAGGAUGUAACCGGCAUUGAGUUGUUAGAGUCUCUGCCUCUUGUUAGGCGUGCUGAUCCGCAUAAUUUGCCUUUCUUUGACGGGGCGUUUGAUUUUGCUUUCACUGCGAGAUUUGAUGAGGCGUUGUUUCCGAUGAGAUUUGCAGCUGAGAUGGAGAGGGUUGUUAGGGGUGGUGGUGUUUCUUUUGUUCUUGUUGGGGAGUGUGGUGCUAAUGAGGUGAGAGAGGUUGUGAGAUUGUUUAGGAAUUCUAGAUUUGUUCGUUCUACUAAUGUUACUUUGAGUAAUGUUAGAAUGACUAGUAUUCUUAUGAGAACUAGAAAAUCUUCUUCAUGAUUUGUGGUUACAUUUUCCUAAUGUUAUAUAAUUUAUCUGUGUAUGUAUAUUUCGUUUCAUUUCUUUAUAAUCUGUCAUUGUUAUUAUAUGUGGAUGAGUUUUAGACUA